Molecule: messenger RNA, 5371 nt
Organism: Solea senegalensis (Senegalese sole)
Lineage: Eukaryota; Metazoa; Chordata; Actinopteri; Pleuronectiformes; Soleidae
Gene: bnc2
Product: basonuclin 2
Exons: 2
Coding region: 33-3197 (1054 amino acids)
Biological process (GO): regulation of DNA-templated transcription
Cellular component (GO): nucleus
Source: RefSeq, a predicted model, not a curated record
CUGCAGGCAAGGUGCUCGACCGCUGGACCAUCAUGUCCCGAGAAGAAGAGAUCAUCACCCUGCAGCAGUUUCUGCGCUUUGGUGAGACAAAAUCCAUUGUGGAGCUGAUGGCCAUUCAGGAGAAGGAAGGUCAGGCAGUAACAGUUCCCUCCUCCAAGACAGACUCUGGUAUUAGGACAUUCAUUGAAAGCAACAACAGGACCCGCAGCCCAGGGCUCCUGACACAUCUAGAAAACAGCAGCCCAUCGAGUAUUCAUCAUUUUGAGAAUAUCCCCAACAGCUUAGCCUUUCUCCUGCCCUUUCAAUACAUCAACCCCGUCUCUGCGCCAAUGCUUGGCUUGCCCCCUAAUGGCCUGCCAAUCGAACAGUCCACCCUUCGGCUCCGGGAACCCAGCCUUCCAAACCAAGGUGAACAGGUGGAGACCAGUGAGUCAGAGGUGUCCCUGUCACCCUUCCGCACAGGCCAGAGCCCAAGCCGCGGAACCCUGGGAUCGAUUAACAACAACAUUGAACCCAAGACAGAGCCCAGCAACAGAGCAUCACCCAUCUCCCCAGCCCUUUCCACCCAGCAAGGUCAACAACAGCAAACACAGUUCCAGCAGCAACAGGGACAGCGAGAGUCCCAAAAUCAAUCUCAGCAGUCCAACAGCUUGAGUGACAACCAGGUCCACCACCACUUUGUUAAAGAUGAGCAGUCUAAAACAAUCAGCCAUGCCUCUUUUUCCUCGAAAAUGCAUCGCAUGCGCCGCAUGGGAGCUACUUCUCGCAAGGGCCGUGUGUGCUGCACCUCUUGUGGCAAAACCUUUUAUGACAAAGGCACACUUAAGAUACACUUUAAUGCUGUACACUUGAAGAUUAAACACCGUUGCACCAUUGAGGGCUGCAAUAUGGUUUUCAGCUCACUACGCAGUCGCAAUCGUCACAGUGCCAAUCCCAACCCCAGGCUGCACAUGCCGAUGCUGCGGAAUAAUCGUGACAAGGACCUAAUCCGGGCCACUUCAAGCAGUGGUACGCCUGUAAUCUCAAGCAGCAAAAAUGGUGGCUUUACACUCACGAGCCCUGGAAGGCCACCACUGGGUUUCACUACUCCACCAGUAGACCCCAUGCUCCAGUCACCCCUACAAAGCCCACUGGUGUUCCCUUCUUUGAAAUCAGUGCAACCAGUUCAGCCAGUGCCCCCGUUCUACCGUACACUCCUCUCCCCCGCUGACCUCGUCAGUCCUCCAGUAUCACUGCCUACCAGCCCCAUUAUGCCCACCACCACUAACAGUACCACCCUGAUGGACCAGCAACAGCAGAUCCUGGCUGCUGCAGCUGCGGCUUCACACAAUAACGUACAUGUGUCAGAGGCAGGACCCAUGUCCCACCGUUUACCGACACCUACUACACAUCAGGACCUCACCAGUGCUAACAGCGACCCCACACCAAAAAAGAAGCCUCGUAAAUCUAGCAUGCCUGUGAAGAUUGAGAAGGAAGUUAUUGAUGUGGCUGAUGAAUAUGAGGACAAAGAUGAGGAUGAUGACGAUAAUAUGAACCAAAAUCAUCACCAUCACCAGUCGUCCCUUCUUCACAACAGUAUAAAAAUGAAUGGAAAUUGUAACAUCAACAACAGUGGCAAUGGUAAUGGCAACCACAGUGGUGGUAGUGGGCAGCAAUCCCCUUCUCAGGAUGAAAUGAGCCCAGGAUUAGCUUUAAGAGGAAUGAUGAGACAGAGUGAAGAUGAUUGCAGAGAGGGGACUGGGAGAGACAGCAGGAGUGGAAUGGACCUGCGGGGCUCUGGUGAAUUACGUUGCAUGGACAGCUUCACCUCUGAAGAUCAGGACCAUGAAAGAGACUUUGAGAAUGAAUCUGAAACCUCUGAGUCCAAGAUGUUCUAUCGCGACGAGCUCAUGGAUGUGGAGGACCAGCAGAAACACAGUCGGGGUGGAAGGGGUCUAGACAAGGAACACGAUGAUGAGGGUAGUGAGGAAGCCCAUUUAAGAAAAGAAAUGGAGGGCAAGGGCCAUUCCUCACCUUCUCCCCAUCAGCCCCCAAUCAGGAUCAAAGAAGAACUCAAUGAUCCUACCUAUGACAUGUUCUGCAUGGGCCAGUAUGGUAUUUAUAAUGGAGGCAUGGCAGCCGCCGCCGCUGCCGCUGCAAGUAUGGCUGCACUGCACGAGAACUUUAUCUCUUCGAUGGGUUAUGGCGCCAGUCCACCCAAAUUCCCAUCUUCUCAUUCGCCAGAGGGAGAUCCAUGCUCAAGUCCUGACCCUAAGAUCUGCUAUGUGUGUAAGAAGAGCUUCAAGAGCUCCUAUAGCAUGAAACUGCACUACAAGAACGUCCACCUCAAAGAGAUGCAUGUGUGCACUGUGGCUGGCUGCAACGCCGCCUUCCCUUCCCGGCGGAGCCGAGACAGGCACAGCUCCAACAUAAACCUGCACCGCAAACUGCUGACCAAAGAGCUGGACGACAUUGUCCUGGACCCCCAACUCACGCCACUGCCCAAGGACCUGCGGGCCGAGUUACUGGCCAAGAUCUACGCUGGGCACCACGUGGGCUUGGACCCUGUGGCUGCGAUGGCCUUCGGAGGUGCCAGCCUCGGACCAAUCAGCCUGAACCAUGUCCGUUCCCCCAUAAGCAACCAGUAUUCCCACCACCCUCUCAGCCACGAACUUAAGAAUCACCACACCAACGGUUUCUCCCAGGGCCAGCCAGAUGACUACAUGGUGCUGGACCUGAGCACCACCUCUAGUGUUCAAUCCAGCAGCAGUAUCCACUCCUCACACGAGUCAGAUGAGGGCAGUGAUGAAGGCAUCCUACUGGAUGACCUAGAGGAGGAGGAUGGAGAAGAGGAUGAGGAGGAGGGCAACAGCGAGGGAGAGGACUGCUCCCAGCGAGCUGCAACAGGGCAACAUGACGAGACUGGAGAGAUAAGAGGACAUGGUGAGGGGUUGGAAUCUCCCUCCUCACCAUUCCUCCUUUCAUCCACCGGGGGCAGUAACGGUGGCAGCGGUGGGAUUCUCUGCAACAUCUGCCACAAAAUGUACAGCAACAAAGGGACUCUGCGUGUGCACUACAAGACUGUGCACCUGCGAGAGAUGCACAAGUGCAAAAUCCCUGGCUGCAACAUGGUGUUCAGCUCUGUGCGCAGUCGCAACCGACACUCUCAGAACCCCAACCUCCAUAAAAACAUGCCCUUCUCUACAAUAAUAGACUAAAUAAUGACUUUCUACUCGACCCUCCUGUCAGUCAGCCCACUCCUCCCUUCAUUCUUCAUCCUUAUCCCUCCUCAAAUUAGCUUUUAACCCCAGCCCAGGGCCAUCAAGUGCAGGCUAAGUGCUUGUUUGCCUCCUGCCCAUCCUCGGUAAGUCAUAGCAAGACAUUUGUACGUCCCUCUAUAAAAAUUCAUGGACUCUAAAUACAGUUAAUUAUUGUGACCUUGGACUUUUCCUCUUUGGAAGAACAGAAUAACACUCUUGAGUGUGGAGUUUGGUUUUAUUACAAGACUUUUUUUUUCAUAACCCCCAGCAUCUUUGCUCUCAAAACUGUUCCCCGUGUUUUUAUGUCCAUCUCCAAAGAAUCUAUUGAACCUCCUAUUUGUGACUUUGCCUGCAGAAAUAAUAGAACUAAAAAGAGAAAAAACUUCUUGUUGUAUUUGUGUAAUGAUAGCUUUUAAAUGAACCCCCUACAAAAGCAUGACAGCUUCAUUUGUAAAUAAUGUCCCAAGAGGCUUUUGGUGUAAAAGAGUUGUGUUGAUGGUUGUUUGCUUUUUCCUCAAUCCUUAUGGUUUUAUGUUACAAUCCAGUACAAUACUUCCAGCUAUAGGCAAGAAAGAGGUAGCAUCGUACUAGCUUGAUUCAUUUAUGUUAGCUUCAAAGAUAUGUUUUAAACUGAGUCCUAGGAAAAGAAAAGAAGAAUAUCAUGUGACUUGCUUUUUCUACUUGUUAGAUAUUCAGACGUUGCCGGCAUGCUUUUUUAGGCUCCUACACUGAUAUCAUUCUCUGUAUUUCUAUUGAUUUUUUAUUUUUAUUUUUUUUUCGUCUGUUUUGUUUAUAAGCUUCAGUAUACUAAUUCAGUUUUUGCACUUUGCAUCUAUACAUGGGGAUGUGUAAUAUUAUUAUAAUGAGGAGUUUUGCAAUGGUGAGUUUAGGUGUUAUUUGGGGUCAUAGCUCGAGUGCCAAGGGACAUGACAGUACCUUCAAAUGACUUGUUCCAGUUCAGUUUUUGCACGUGCUCAGUUUCAAACACAAAACUAGAAAACCGGAAAUCUUCCCCUAAUCUCUGAAAAUGUAAAUCAGAAAGUGUCUCGCAUCAAUAUGAAUUCACGUGUGACUGAACAUAAACUGCUGUUUCAAAAACCACAAAAGAACUAAUGCGUUUAAGGAGAAAUUUGCAUAACGGUUACAGUUAACCAUCACAAACACCACACUGACGAGCUCGUGGGGUGAAUCUGUGCGAAGCGUUGUGCCGAAAUUGUCAAAGAAAGCAAAGGAAGAGCUAAUGUUUGUUCUCACAAAAUGCAUCUUCAUGAAAUAUGACUGUCCCGUAGAUUUGAAAAACAGAAAAAAAAAAAGAUGAAAUAGUCCUUCAACUGUGACCAAAACAAAAGUGUUUGCUUUUGUAAAGAUGUUUCAUUGUGACAUUGUACUUAAAUCAUGCCCCGUUAGAUUAAUACGAUGCACUUGAGUCUUAAAUCUUUUGCUGUGUUAUUUUUGGUAUCACUUUCCAUUGCAUUGAGUGUUAGCUACAAAUGUACUAUAUGAAAAAUGUCGCCAUGUUCCAGGCUGUUGGAUGCAGCCAUUUUUAACAUGUCCAUGACUGUCUUACGGUACAGAUAUUUCCAGUAACUGGGCAAAGUAGCCAAGGGAAGGGGUAUUUAUUGGUGGGUCAUGUAUCUUCAUGGAAAUGUAUUUUGUCCAGUAUGAAAAUAUUUUUUGUAAAAAGACAAAAAAUAGAGAUUGUUGCUCCGUUUGAUUUGUUUUUCAAUGUAUUACCAACGCCAUGUGUUACUAUACAAAGAGACCUUCUCUUACUUGACUGGUGCUACACACAGAGGGGAAAAUAUGCAGUGUUAUGUGGUGUGCUGUACAGUAUUCACAACACCUUACAUUCAUAACAGUGUCGAGGCCUGUGUGUUUCAUUCUUUUUGCAAUGUGGACACGAACAUUUCUCGUGGAAACCUUCAUGUCGUUUUUUUUUUUUUUUUUUUGAAGAUUACACCCAAAUGGCACAUGCUGUUUUCAGUCCUGUCUUCUCGGAGAGAUAAAGAGAGCGAGUCAAAGCGCUGUGGCUGAUGGAAAGGUUCCAGAGGUGGAAGGCUGGGAGGAAAGGAUGACAGCAAUGAUCAUUAAAAAUCUGCUGCCUCUCAAGUUACCUGGAGGCGUCGCUGAUA